Chaetura pelagica (chimney swift) is the source of this 425-nucleotide messenger RNA. It is a transcript of the gene VPS37D, whose product is annotated as vacuolar protein sorting 37 homolog D (S. cerevisiae). The coding region runs from base 24 to 425 and encodes 133 amino acids. Gene Ontology annotation, cellular component: ESCRT I complex. The record is from RefSeq and is a predicted model, not a curated record. Lineage: Eukaryota; Metazoa; Chordata; Aves; Apodiformes; Apodidae. The transcript is spliced from 4 exons. Gene Ontology annotation, biological process: protein targeting to vacuole; protein targeting to membrane; ubiquitin-dependent protein catabolic process via the multivesicular body sorting pathway.
AGAGCCUGCAGCUGGAGCGGGAGAUGUGUUUGGCUUCCAACUGCAGCCUGGCCAGGGUGAACCUGUCCCUGCGCCCGCAGCUGGAGGACGGGAAGGCCUCCCUAGCCAUCAAGUACCAGGAGCUGCGGGAGAUCCGAGAGGCGUGUUGGGACAAGCAGCAGCGUCUGGAGGUGUACCUGGAGAAGUGGAGCCCGCAGAGCGCCCUGGGCCAGCUCCAGGCCAAGCUGGAUGCCUCGGAGGCAGAGUCAGAGGCACAGGUAGAGCAGUUCCUGGCCCAGGACCUGCCUCUCCCUUCCUUUCUGGAGUCCUUCUGCCAGAGCCGCACGCGCUCCCACAUCUGCCGGACGCAGCUGGAGAAACUGCAGGAGCUGCUGCAGAAGGAGCAGGUGGGCAGGGAUCCUGCAGGCCCCGCGGGAGUGGAGUAG